UGCACGCACCUUUGGCACGCAAAUGCCAGGGCUAAUUUCGGCCCCCAGUCCGUCCCUGGUCUGAUGGUCCACCUGAUGUUGCCAAUGGUGAUCUGAUGCUCCAUCUAUGCACACAAGCAGCGAAUCUAAGAAGGCACAGUUUCCCAACUGAAGCAAGGCUUGAAGACUAGAUUAGAUUUCAUCCACUGAACACCAGUCCCAGCCAUGUCUAUAAUGGACCAUAACCCCACCACAGGGGUAGUCACAGUAAUUGUUAUCCUUAUUGCCAUAGCAGCCCUCGGUGCCUUAAUUCUAGGUUGCUGGUGUUAUCUUCGCUUGCAAAAGAUCAGCCAAUCAGAAGAUGAGGAGAGUAUUGUUGGGGAAGGAGAGACCAAAGAGCCUUUUCUUUUGGUUCAAUAUUCUGCCAAAGGACCCCGAGUGGAAAAGAAAACCAAGUUAACCCCUAAUGGCACGGAGAGUCAUAGCUAAGUCUCUGCGUCGAUCCAGCCGAGAUGUUACAAGAAAGCAGAACUACUACUGUGAAAAUAGACUCAUGUCCUGGCCGGCCGGAAGGCGAAUUCUCUCGAUGGCGGCCCUUCUAUGGCUAACUCUGCAUGUGCAGUACUCUUUCCUACAAUCCUCUAUUUUCAUACCAUGUGUUACUUGAAUGUGCUUCAUCCACCGUAAAGGGACCUCUUCCCCGGAAUGUGAACAUACUGAUCCCGUAACCAGUAUAAUGUGCUUGCGUUGUUUAAGCAUCCCUCUAAAUUUGUCUUUAUAGGACGGCAAAAGUAAUUCAACAAAGGAACUACAAGAUUUUUCUCUGCAACAACGUCUAAUCACAGAUGGAUUUUAUUAUAUUUGUAAUUUCAAUGUUUGCUAGUGUCAUUUAACACUACGUUUCCAUCUCCUUUUUCCUGUAGCAAGUGAAAGGUGGAAAAUGACAUGGCUUGUUAAAUUAAGCUUUACAACUGCAGUGACGCUGCCGAUCCUGGUGGAUCACCGUAGGGAGCCAGUGAUCGGGAACAUGCCUUACGAGUGAGUGACCAGGAGGCUCCCUGAGAGGAAGCGGCAGAUGAGCAGUUACACAAUUUUAUUUUUUCUAAUAAUGAAAUCAGCAUUUUAGAUAUUCACUACAAAACUGACAUUUGUAUGUUCUCAUUGUGUUAAGUUAUUGUAUAAAUGAAUAAUGUAGACGCAUAAUAAGGUGGUUUUCUUUUAUACAAACCACAGUACUGUGUUAUCUGUUUGUUUUAAUUACAAUCAUUGUAAGGUAAUGUUGCAUUCUGCAGAAUGCAACAUUAAAUUCACUUUUUUGUGAAAACUGGUCUAAAGUUGGGUUGAAUUUGGUUAUUUUGGUACCAGAUGACCUUCUUGUUAGACUUAAUGCCAAAUUAUGUUAAGUAACCUGUAUUCCAAGUGUACCCACUAUAUCAGUUCCCACUGCAGGCAGACAUUUUAUGUUAUGAGCUAAUAUUGUCUAUCAGUGCUGUGUAAAAUUUUCACAUAUACCCCUUUUCCACUAAAAACCUGGGUAUGACAUGGGAAAUAUAAUUUCAAGCCAUGUGACAGUGGGCUUGAAACCCUGUUCAUACCGCAGGCUGGACUCGGGUUAGUUGCGGGUCUUCCCUCUGCCAGCACUUAAAUGACAUCCUCUCCAAAUGUCGGUGAAGUGGCUGUCCAUAAGCUUUUAGCAGGACCUGGGUUGGAUGACCUGGGUCACUGUUUUCACUGCAGCCUUACCUGGGUCCGACCUUGGUCGGAUUCCCAGGUCACUGGACCCAGGUUAUUUUUCAGCAAUGGAAUAGGGGUAAUAGUAGGCUUGACUUCAAGGCUACAUACUCACUGGCGUUUUUUAACCACAUAGGGCAGGGGGGUAUGCAAUUAGGUCCGUUCUUUUAGCCUAGCCGAAAAACUGGACUUUUCGCUAUUUUUAGGGUAAACAGGGAUUUGCCCUAUUCAAUAGCGGGGCCGUUUUUCAGUUAGGCUAAAAAUUCAACAGGAGCGAAAAACAUAUGGAUUGGUGAAUCCACAUGUUUUCUCACCUGUUCUGGUGAAAACACGGGCCGUUUGAGGCAUUUUUUGCCAAUGCCUUUUCACACAAAAAGGUGAAAAGACACUGGUGAAAUUUUCCCUAAAACAAUGGGUGAAAAUGGCCUCCAUUCAAUAGGCAGGGAGGCAAAAUCAAUAGUUCAGAGAUUCCUGUAGCUAAUUGCAUACCCCCUUCCCCCCCAUCCCCCAAUACUCUACAUUUCUAGAUACAUUUUCUUUCAUCCACUAGGGGACACUGGAGCUUACGCUGGGGUAUAUAGGCUUGGUUGCUGGGAGCUAGGCACAUGAUAAUUAGAAAAGUGUGUAGCGCCUCCCCCUCUAGUACCCACAUCUGCGUUGUUGCGCAUCUGAGAACAAGAAAAGUUCAAAAUGAAGCAUCACAAUGCAGCUUAGAUGCUAGUGACCGCACAUGUAUUAUAUGGUCUCAUUUGGUACAAUUCUUUUUUUUUUUUUUUUUUCUGUUUAUUUGCCCUUAAAUGUAUCAUUUUAACAGUUGUGAGUACAUAGCCUAAAUGAGUGCUUCUCAACUCUGGGUCCUCCAGUAUCUCCCAACAGGUCAUGUUUUGUGGAUUUCUAUAAUGAACGGGUGAGUUCGUUCUUUUUGUUUCAGUAAUUAUAUCACCUAUAUCCACAGACAAAUCCUGAAAACAUGACCUGUUUGGGGUUCAAGAUGGUUGAGGUUGAGAACUGCCGGCCUUAAGGAUACCAAAACAUUAAUCAUGGAAUAUGACCAAUUAAUGUGUUGGUAUACAGUAUAACGCAAUAACAAUGUUCAUGAAUUUACUAAUUUUAAAUUGAGACAACCAGUUUUUAUACUUAUUUAUGGUAAAUAGAAUUAUGAUGGAAGUAGUUUUAAAAAAAAUUAAUAAAAAAUUAAGUGGAAAUAUAUUUACGAAGCCGUGGCUUUUGCAAGCCGUCGGCUCUUGGCAGCUUUCAGGUUAAAACUGAAAGCGGCAUUAACAUUACAUCGAAAACCAUGCAUGCUUUACACUUAAUGGUAGUGCUGCUUUAGAGUUUCACCUGAAACCUUACUGAGAAGUAGUGGCUUUUGUAAAUAUAGCCCAUUGUGUUGAAGUGAUUUAUGGAACACAAGCCUCUGGCAUUCUUUAAUUUGGUUUUGAAUUUGCUUCCUCUCUUGGGCUUUUAGAGUAAAACAUAACAUCCUGCAAUCUUCUAACUUUAAUGAAAUGUUCUUUUAAAUGUUUUUAUAAGAGAUAUGUAUUCUAUUAAUCGGGUAAUUUAGUUUACAAAAUGUCAAUCACACUUAAGUAGCUUACACAGACAUAUGAUGAAAAUCCCCCUGAAUCAUUUGCAAUUAUCCUUAUUGCCUGGAUAAUGGUGAAGUAAGCAGUUACUCAUCCGUGCAUAUAUCUUACUAACCCUAGUUAUAAAAAAUAAGAGCAGCCCUGGACAUACCCUGUGUGACGAUCUCUGCGAUGCUGGAGCCGGCUUUGACGUCAGACAUCCCCCCUCCGUUCUCCUAGAAACUCCUGCGUUUUCCUUACCACUCCCCGAAAACGGCCGCCAAUGGACAGGUGAUGCUCCGGAACACCUUCCUUCUGUCAAUCUUCUUGCAGUCGCCGCUGCGACCGGUUUCUUUGUUUCCAGCGUCGUAGCUCGGCCCAACGUCUCGUGCGCACACCUGACUUGAUCGCACUGCUGCGAUCGGGUCGGAAUGACCCCCAUAGUGUGAUCAGAGCAGGACAACAACUAGCAGUGGCAGAGAAAUAAUGGUAGUACAUUUAUAAUAACUGUUUUGGGGUAUUAACUGUCAAAUUUAAAUUGCCAGAUUUAUUGCAAAUAUCAAACUAGCUUUCGAUGGACUACUUAUUGUACAUCAUAUUGAAUGCAAUGAUUUUUCACUUAUUUCAAAUUUGAAAUUAGCUUUUUUCGUUUCCUCUCUGGCUGUAGUAGAAGACAAAUGUUACAUUUGAAUGCUAAAUAAAACCUAAGAGACUUAAUACA
This is a messenger RNA of Pseudophryne corroboree (corroboree frog), 3996 nucleotides long. It is a transcript of the gene SNN, whose product is annotated as stannin. The transcript has 2 exons. Gene Ontology annotation, cellular component: mitochondrial outer membrane. The coding region runs from base 205 to 468 and encodes 87 amino acids. The record is from RefSeq and is a predicted model, not a curated record. Lineage: Eukaryota; Metazoa; Chordata; Amphibia; Anura; Myobatrachidae.